Molecule: messenger RNA, 1574 nt
Organism: Sinocyclocheilus anshuiensis
Lineage: Eukaryota; Metazoa; Chordata; Actinopteri; Cypriniformes; Cyprinidae
Product: stonustoxin subunit beta-like
Exons: 8
Coding region: 720-1457 (245 amino acids)
Molecular function (GO): protein binding
Source: RefSeq, a predicted model, not a curated record
UUUGUUUACACAGGCUAUGUGGAUGUAAUCUCACUGCUCAGUCCUGUGAGAGUUUGUCUUCAGCUCUACAAUCCUCAAAUUCCCAUCUAAAUGUGCUGGACCUGAGUAACAAUGACCUGCAGGAUUCUGGAGUGAAGCUGCUUUCCGAAGGUCUGAAGAGUCCAAACUCUAAGCUGGAGAUACUGAGAUUUUCCAUCUGUAAUCUCACUGCUCAGUCUUGUGAGAGUUUGUCAUCAGUUUUACAAUCCUCAAACUCUGUCCUGAGAGAGCUGGACCUGAGUAACAAUGACCUGCAGGAUUCUGGAGUGAAGCUGCUUUCCGAAGGUCUGAAGAGUCCAAACUCUAAGCUGGAGAUACUGAGAUUUUCCAUCUGUAAUCUCACUGCUCAGUCUUGUGAGAGUUUGUCAUCAGUUUUACAAUCAUCAAUCUCUGUCCUGAGAGAGCUGGACCUGAGUAACAAUGACCUGCAGGAUUCUGGAGUGAAGCUUCUUUCUGAUGGACUGAAGAGUCCAAACUCUAAGCUGGAGAUAUUGAGAUUUUUCACAUGUAAUCUCACUGCUCAGUCUUGUGAGAGUUUGUCAUCAGUUUUAUCAUCAAACUCCGUCCUGAGAGAGCUGGACCUGAGUAACAAUGACCUGCAGGAUUCAGGAGUGAAGCUGCUUUCUGAUGGACUGAGGAGUCCAAAAUGUCAGCUGGAGCUACUGAGGUUGUCUGGCUGUAUGGUGACAGAGGAGGGAUGUUGUUAUGUGUCUUCAGCUCUGACUUCAAACCCCUCACACUUGAGAGAGCUGGAUCUAAGCUAUAAUCACCCGGGAGAUUCUGGAGUCAAGCUGCUCUCUGAAAAACUGGAGGAUUCAAACUGCUCACUGGACAAAUUCAAUGUGGAUCAUGGAGGAGAAUCCAGGAUUACAACAGGACUACAGAAAUAUGGCUGUUUUCUCACACUGGAUCCAAACACAGCACACACUCAACUCAGUCUGUCUGAGGAGAACAGAAAAGUGACAGGUGUGUUUGAGAAACAGCCGUAUCCUGAUCAUCCAGACAGAUUUGAUGAUGUCCCUCUGAAAGUGUUGUGUAGAGAGAGUGUGUGUGGACGCUGUUACUGGGAGGCUGAGUGGAGUGGAGAUUAUGUGUUUAUAUCAGUGUCAUAUAAGAGCAUCAGCAGGAAGAGAGCGGGUGAUGAGUGUGAGUUUGGAUCUAAUGAUCAGUCCUGGAGUUUGAUCUGCUCUCCCAUCAGAUACUCAUUCUGGCACAAUAAAAAACACAAUGAUCUCCCUGUGAAGCCCAUCAUCAUCAGGAGAAUAGGAGUGUUUGUGGAUCAGAGUGCAGGAACCCUGUCCUUCUACAGCGUCUCCAGAAACACAAUGAGCCUCAUCCACAGAGUCCAGACCACAUUCACUCAGCCGCUCUAUCCUGGUUUUAGAGUUUAUUAUGAAUCAUCAGUGAAACUGUGUUGAUGAAUCAGAGACUGACGAGAGAUUCUACCCAUAAUGCUCUGAGCAGCAUGAUAAAUCAGUAACAGUGAGAUGUUAUAGAGUCUCUUCAUGACAUUAAUACUGCAGCUGAACUUCUGU